UUGUGUCUACACCGGUUGUCAGAAAAGGAGACUUUUGUUUUGUUUUUGUUUAUGUCACCAAAUCGAGAUGUCUGAGAAGUCUGAUGAUGAGCUGCCAUUUGUGUGCAAUGAGAGAGGCUGCGGAAUGCGAUUCACCAAUGAGGACCACCUGUCAGUACACAUGAAGAAGCAUGACCUUUGUUUGGCCCUCUGCCUCACCCCGGGGGGCAUAUCACCCAGUUUUGGGGGCCUUUUCACAGACCAGACCCCUACGCCAACCAAGUUCUUGAAGAGCUGUGAGGAGAUAGGUCUGUUCCAAGACCUGGUGCAUAAGAAUCCCUUUGAGGACUCCUUCAAGAAGGCAAUGGGGGAUCAUGGGGACAAUGCCAAUCUUGCAAGGAGUAUGAGUCACACAGAAUCUGGUGACCUAGAUACACCUAAGCUCUCAGUGCCGAAGAUCUUGAUUGGUGACAACGACACGGACGACAACACCCAAGAUGCAGUUAAGCCUCCUAAACCUCCAGAUAUCACCAUCUCUUCCAUUGUGCCGAAAAAGAGAAAGAAGUUUUUGAGAACGAGCUUCAGUCAAGCUGUCUCCACGACGUCAGAUGAGGAGGACUCCAUUGUUGGCUCCACCUCCACCAUUGAGUCGCCUAGCAACAAGAAUAACCAAACAAAGACAAGCCAAUCCCUGGAGACUGGGAGUGACCCUGAAAGUGUUCCCAUAUCAGCCGAAUCCAUGGCCGAGAUCUUGAUGGCCUCUGUUGUUUCUUCGACGUCAAGCAUUGUUAAAACGGACGCUCAUGCUCGACCAGUUCCAUCUAAAAUUCGUAAACAGGAAGUGAAGGUUUCUUCAGCAGUUUCCAGUAGUGUCUCAGUAGCUGUUGUGUCUAACUCUGGGAUAUCACAACUGGCCACUCAGCCUGCGCAGGCAGUUCAGUCCAGCCCCCAGAUGAUAGUAGUCCUCAUGCAGCUCCCUAAUGGCCAGACUAUUCCCGUGCAGAUACCAGUGUCCAACAUUGCCUCAUCCCAACCACUACAGUACCUCACCGCCCAGUCACAGAAUACGCCGAUGAUUCUGCACCAGUCCAAUCCAGUGAUGGCCGCUGCAGCAUCUAACAUCGGUCCACAGAUUGUAACCAAUGGAAACACCCAAGCUGCAAAAUUUCCAAUUUUACCAAAUGCAGGUAUGUCGUCAACGUCCAACGGUGGCAGUGUGUACAUCACUUUACCAACCACUCCCACUGUUGCAGCUAGCCCCGUAGGCUUUAGUCUGCAACAUUGUCGCACUGGGGCGCAGAUCUUACCAAAUCUGGGAUCCCAGCAUCAAGUUAUGGUCCUCCCCACCAGCUCGGUGGUUUCGUCCAUGCAGAACAUGGCCCCUGUGGCAUCUGUCAGCUCUUCCUAUCAGACUGCUGGGUCCUCUGGGACAACAUUCUCAGGCAGCCAGUCAUACACUAAAGAGCGUUUGAAAGCGGCCAUUAAGCAACAGACGACUCCAACCCACAUUGCGCGGGCUGGUAACAAUCUGCUGUCCACGCUCGUGCUGAAGAUUGAGCCUAACACCUCAGUAGACACCGUCUCGUCCUCGAGUAAUGUCACCUCGCCUGAAGACUACAGUGGAAGAGAGGUGGACGGUGCAGACUCAAAUGAUGAUUCAGAAUCAAAAAGGAGUAAAUUCCUGGAAAGAAACAGGGCAGCAGCUGCGCGGUGUAGACAGAAACGAAAGAAGUGGGUGGAAACGCUCGAGAAAAAGGCCAGCGAUCUCGCAACAGUCAACAACAGACUCAAUAGUGAAAUCAACAAGCUGCGUUCUGAGGUGGCAGGGUUGAAGACGUUACUGUUGGCCCACAAGGAUUGUCCAGUGACCCAACAGCAGCGCAUACACGGCCAACUAGGGGAAUGUGAUCAGCUACAGAUCAUUGAGGACAGUGCUGAGCAAGCAACAACAUUAAACAUGAGGAAUAUUGUGACAUCAGUUGACAAUGAAAGCCAUUCUAUCAUCUCCAUGCCUCAUUCCCUACCUCAGCUGAUAACACCAAUGACUCUAAAGGGUAACCAGUCUACUGCUCAGACUAUAGUGAGCUUGCAGCAAGCUGCGACCCAGUCUACAAUGGGACUUCCUGUUACCCUAGUGCAUGCUGGGACAUCUUCUGGCAGUCAUAUGACCACUGCAGCAGGUGGGAUGAGCCAUCUUAGUGUGAUAACAGGACCAAACACGAUAUCUCUGCUGCCAAAAAUUCUCAACUUUGAUGGAAAGUUGCAUAUUGUUACAGGUUCACGGACCUGAGGAAUACAUCUUGUGGUUUUACUGAAUACAAUAGCAGCACUAAAAAAACUGGUAGCCUAGUCCUAGGCAAUCUUGAAAUGGCUUGAAAUUGAAUACAAAUCCAUUUGGCACUACAUUUAUAAUUUAAUUUUUACAUGAAACAUGCUAAUUUAGAGAAACAUCACAGUUUUGGUUGUUAAACUACCAAUUUACAAUGCAAAAGGUAGUCAAGAUGUUGAACUGAGGACAGUAAAAUAAAGGUCUUAUUAUGCCCCCCUUCGAAGAAGAGGGGGUAUAUUGCUUUGCUCAUGUCGGUCGGUCGGUCUGUCGGUCUGUUGGUCCGUCCACCAGGUGGUUUCCGGAUGAUAACUCGAGAACGCUUGGGGCUAGGAUCAUGAAACUUCAUAGGUACAUUGAUCAUGACUCGCAGAUGACCCCUAUUGAUUUUGAGGUCACUAGGUCAAAGGUCAAGGUCACAGGUAAAGGUCACAGUUACUGGAAAUAGGCAUUUUAAGGAUUUAGCAUGGUUCAAACAAGGGAAACAACUACGGUUUAUGCAUGCUCUUUAUAUUACAGAUUUGCCUCCCUUUAAUUCAUUCAAAAUCUCAUUUUACAGCAGAGAUUCCAAAUCUGACCUGUAAAUGAACCCCAUAUUUACUGCCAGUGCAGUUUGUUUUACAAACAGCCCUUGUUUCAAUUUUAACAUACAAAUUCAUGCUAGAAUCAUUUUUACAGAUUACACACAUCAUUCUUUUUCAGCCGAUAUGAGCCGCAUUAUGCAAAAAUGAGUUCUUGCUGAGAUAAAUGUGUCAAUCUAUCAUCACAGCAAUGAGUUGACACAAAUGAUAUUCACUACCAGAUCUGAAUACUUAUUUAUUGUGUGUUUAAUUCAGAUUAACUGAUAGAUGAUUUUCACUGAAAUUUAAUAUAUUAAGAUUGUGUCAUUUUGUUACUGUGUCAUUUUGUUACUUUUUAUUUUAGUGUAAUUUCUCGUUAAAUGAUAAUUCAUUAAAUUGUGGAUCAAUUAAAAUAAAAUUUCUAUGAGGUAUUGAAAUUUAUUAAUUUUGUUUAUAUUCCAAAUUUAAACAUAAUCUGUUAAAAAAAUAAUCAAGAAAUAAGAUCAAUGUAAGUUGACAUUGUAUCUUUGCAUGUAUGUAUAAAGGGGGGGGGGGGCUUCUUUUCACUUUAAAGAUGCAUACUCUUCUUUGAAUAAUUGACUGGUGUGAUAUUUAGUUUAAUAUUAACCACAAAAAACUACAAAUACACAUUUACCUUUUUUAUUUUAAACCAAGUACCAAUAAUGUCUGCAAUGCUAUUCUGAUUUUAAUGAUGUAUAUAAAUAAUAUUUAUUAUUUAUUUCCUCAAGCAUACAAUAAUGAUAUGAAACAAAAAUAUUGCAUUUGUAUGGAUCCCUUAACUUGUGUGGCAUGAACAUUGGCAUUAUUAACCCUUCUUUCGACGCAUGUGUAGGCCAUUAGAACAUUAAAUUUAAGACCUUUUUCACUACAUUAAAGUUUUAAAGGUUUCAUUUCCAACCCUUAGAUACUGAUGAGCAGCAAACAGCAUAAAACCUGAACAGACUGCGAGUUACUCGCAGGCUGUUCUGGUUUUAUGCUUUUUGCACAUAGAAAUUUUCACUUUGCUUAUGGGAAAGGGUUUUAAAAAAGUGCUGUCAUUUUCUGCGAUAUUUUGUCUUAAAUUUUAUGCUGGGGAUUUUUCAUGAUUGUUCAUGAAAUCGAUGCUAUAAAGGAAAGUUGUUGAGAAUUAUGAUGACUAAAUGCUUGUGGUGUUGAACUAGAAAGUAACAAGUAAACCUUCAGUUGCUACUGCUUUAAAGGUAGUUUAAAAUGUCAAUAAAUUUCCUAGACAUUUAAAUUUAUUUAAUUUGUUGUUUGUCUUUAAAGCGGGUAUAUACGAUUUUGUCAAAUAUUUAUGAAUUUAUAUAAACUGUGUAAAAAACUUAUUAUAUAUAUAUUUCAAUAUAAAUUAAAAUAAAAGUUAAGAAGAACAUGUGUUGAGAAAUGUAAAAUAAGCCAGAUAUUUAAUUCUGAAAUAGAAAACGGCUGUACAGCUGAAUUCGCCAGCAUGUAUACCAUACAUGUACGAUGUGCAUCUAAACUUAGUUUAACGGUUUAUUUGAAUUCCUGCAACGAUAUCUAUUCAUACGACACACGAACACUAUCUACGAUCCUCAUACAAAGACGAAUGCUUCGGUUAUUGUAGGAAAAUAUGUACGUCACUAUCGGCUCGGAGCGCUAAUUUGUCUUUGCUGCAUUUUAUGAAAUUCGGCUUUAAUGUAUAAUUUUUCUUGCCUAUUUUGUGUUAUUGUAACAUAUUUUAUCAAUAUAUUACAAUUAAACACAUAUAAAAAAUCGUAUAUACCCGCUUUAAGUGAACCUUUAAUUAUGACCAAUUCUCAAUGUAGAUUAUUUCAUGUUUGAAUAAUUAUGAUAAAACAUGAAAAAUGUCCAGCUAAUACAGUGAUAGGAAAUCAGAAAUAUACAGAGAAGCAUAAUACAGAAUAUAUAGUCUGUCUUCUUGUAUUUCAUGGAUUGGUGAUGGACAUAUUUUGUGUGAAAAAGAAGUGCCUAGCAAAUCAAUGUGAUUUUUAUGUAUUCGAACUUUGUAUCACAAAAUCUAUUGUUGUUUGGUAGUCACUGCAUUGAAAACUAUGUGGUUUUGAAGGAAAUGAGUGAGUCUUAAGAAUCAUUGGUCAAUUAUUCAUGAAAACUUGAUGUUUAUAUAUUUAUGCGAUAAUAAAAUUCACACAAAACAAGAAAACAUCUUUCUGCAAGGUAAUUGUUUUUCAAAUUUAAGAUUGCUGUAUUUUAGAUGAUAAUGAUACCGUUAACAAAUUUAAGAUUGCUGUAUUUUAGAUGAUAAGGAUACCGUUAACAAAUUUAAGAUUGCUGUAUUUUAGAUGAUAAGCAUACCGUUAACAAAUUUAAGAUUGCUGUAUUUUAGAUGAUAAGCAUACCGUUAACAAAUUUAAGAUUGCUGUAUUUUAGAUGAUAAGCAUACCGUUAACAAAUUUAAGAUUGCUGUAUUUUAGAUGAUAAGCAUACCGUUAACAAAUUUAAGAUUGCUGUAUUUUAGAUGAUAUGGAUACUGUUAACAUAAGGACAUUCUGAGUUUAUGUCUUGCUGCUUCUUUUAUCCAAUAAAUGUUUUAAUGUGUAUUUGAAAGGCCUGAGUUUUACCAACACUGUAUUUUUAUUUAAAUGCAUGUAUAAUUAUGUGAGCUAAUUUUUCACUACAAGUUUUAUGUCAUUAUUUAUCAAUCUUGUGCAAUGUAUACCUGUAUUAUAUAUGUUUAUAGUUUAUUGUAACAGCAAAUCAUCCUUAUAUCUUCAUAAUUCAACAGAUUUUUGUUGUGUCUAAUUUCUUUAUAUGUCAAGACUGUCAAGAAUGUUAAGAUAUUUCUCACCUUUGCAAGGCAAACAUGUAAACCGUAGAAUAAUUUAUUUCAAUUUUUUCAGCAUCAUCCUGUCAUUCCAGUCAAGUGUUUCUUUGAAGGCAAUUAAAAUAUUAAAUUUUCUAUUUUAAUUUAAUUUUACAAAAAAUUUAAUUCUAAUUUGACUUCACGUUUUCAUGUUCAGAAUAAGUAGCCCCCUCCGCAUAAUUAAUUACAGUGUGUUCUUCUUUUGAUAAGUGAGCAUAGUGUACUUUGUGUACAGGGUAUGCCCUUUUUUAAUGGCUGCAUGUAGAUGUAGUCUGCAAUAGACUUGUGAUAUUUUUGAAUAUAUGUUACACUUUCAAAUCUAAUUACAUAUUUAUGAAAUAAACAAAUUUCUAUUUGUAGCAUAUGAGAAGUUUAUAAAUUCUCUUUUACAAAUAUUGGUAGUUUUGUGUACAUGAAUAUAUCAUAUCUAAAACAUCUAGCACAGUUAAAACGUCCAUCUUAUUACAAUGUGAGAAAUGAUGUCUGUUUUGAUAUUUCAGCAUGUGCAGUCUGUGUACUAAAAUGUUGAUCGCACAACUGAAUGUCUGGGUAUUUAACCCUUUGCAUGCUGGGAAAUUUGUCGUCUGUUAAAAUGUUGUCUGCUGAAUUUCUAAAAUAUGCAUUUUCUUCGAUUUUUUUUAAAGAAUACUGUCAGAAUAGUAAACAGUUUGGAUCCUGAUGAGACGCCACGUUCUGUGGCGUCUCAUCUGGAUCCAAACUGUUGGCAAAGGCCUUCAAAAUUCGGUUCAAGCACUGAAAGAGUUAAAACAGUUUAAUUUCACAAGUAAUGGAUGCCUCGAGAUUAUCUGCGGACACAUUUAGAUAACGACAUUGUCCCUUGCCCAUUUUGCAAAAUCCAACCUGGACACAAUAUCUGUCUCUUACAAAUGUUUAAAUGGAGGCAUUGAAUUGGAUUUGAAAUUCAGAUCAUUUCUUAAUGUUCGCUAGACACUAGAAACAUUGCUGUUAUUAGAAAUAUUAAACAUUAACCUUUAACAUGACCUGACAUUUGGGGCAUGUCCUGGUUUAAUUCUUUAAUCUUCUCCACAUUGGCAUCAUGCUGUCUGGAGAAGUCCCUGGUUAAUGCAUCCAAAACAGAUCCUGUGGCAUAAAAUAACUUAACUAUUAUAUUUAAGGUCAUUAGCUGAUUUUUUUCUUUGGAUACAUCUUUUUCAUUGUUCUGAUUACAUAAAUCACUGAUUUUAUUUCAAAAAUAAAAUGUAUACAUUACAAAUCUCUUUACACAUUUCCCUGGUAGUCGACACAUGUUAAAACAUCUAACAUUUGAUAACAUCCCAAAUAACAUCAUGCCAUCAAUGUUUUCCUGAACAAAUACAAUAUCAAGAAAUCUCUUUUGACUGACUUUUAAGUGUUUUUCUUAUCAUAUUGUUUAUUAUUGAACUACAUAGUUUUGAAAGUGUUACAUACAUUUUUGAAAACCCUGUAUGUUUCUUAGAUUUUUGUUGAUGAAGUAGAUUGCAUGUUUCUGUUAUAUUUUUCUGUUUUUCCCUACCUGUUCAAAAGUGCCAUCUUGUUAUAUAAUCAACUCUAGAAAGGGAUACAUUUACAGAGCUUUUUUAAGUAGGAAAACAACUUUAUGUUUUUAGCUCACCUGGGCCCAACAGCCUUAUGGAGACCUUUAUUUAAAAAUUUAAUAGCAUUUUUCUGCAUUUCAUCGGUGUAUGAACUGUUGCAUAAUUUGCAUAAACGCCGAUUAAUCUAGCGUAUGAAUCUAUUUUCAGUUUCGGUUUCAUCUCCGUCCAAUGGUUAUAUCGUUGAAGUUCGCGCAAAAAAUAUAACGUCAUUUCGCUAUUGACCAAUAAAAAACAAUGCCAUUAAGUUUCGCGCAAAACAUGACGUCUUUUUGGCAACUUGUUUAUGACCAGAAAGUAGUGCUAUGAUUAUUCAUGUUUAAAUUUGCAUACAAAGUGGGUUCAUUGGAUAAUGAAAAACCGGUCAUGUGAACAAAUUAUCCAAUCAGAAUGCAGCAUUCAUAUGAAAGUGACAUAAGUUGUAAUAAUUGAUACUUUGGUGUCCUGGGUCUGUUUUCUAGCCUGUGUGUGCUUCCCUGUGCUUGCAACUUUUGUCUUCAAGUUGCAUCUGCUAUACCGCUGGGCAGAUAACGAUAAAGCUAUACAAUUAGUUUCCUUGGUUGGUCCUUUAUGCAAGUUUUUGAAAUCGUUCCAGUCCAUUUAUUAAAAAGGUCAAAGGGCCCCCAAAAAGGGUUUGAAAAUAACAAUGCCACUAAUCUUCACUCUUAAACUGCAAGGCCCGUAGGUUUCAUACUUGGUAUAUAGCAUUGUAUUGUGGUCUUUUGCAUAAUUUGUUAAAACAAUUGCCCUAGCCAUGCCCCUUGGGUCACAAUUAGUACAUAGACUAAAAUAGAGAAUUAAUUUUUUUAAUUCUAUCGGAAGCCACAUGGCCAACGGCUUUUAUAUAAGGAUAUGUAACAUCAUAAAGACAUUGUCUAAAGAGUUUGUUAAAAUUGGCCUUGCCUUGUGGAUCACUUGUUUUUAUUUUACAGUGACUUAGAGUGUGUGUUAAGCAGGAGGCAAAUUGAAGUUGUCAAAGUGGCAACCUUAGGCAGGGAACCGCUUUUGAGACAAUAGGUGUGCUGAUUAAACUUUGUUAUUCUUAGAAACAUUAAAUACCUUAAUCAAAAUCUCUGAUAAUAUUUUAAUGUCUUACUUAACAUGCAAAUGUACCGUGUAUACUCGCACUGGUUACUUAACUUACUGGCAAACUCCUUUGCUUUCUCCUUAACCCUUUGCAUGCUGGGAAAUUUGUCGUCUGCUAAAAUGUCGUCUGCUGAAUUUCUAAAAUUAGCAUUUUCUUUGAUUUUUUUUCAAAGAAUACUAUAUUAGAAUAGCAAACAGUUUGGAUCCUGAUGAGACGCCACGUUCUAGGCCUUCAAAAUACGGUUCCAGCACUGAAAGGGUUAAUCUUAAGUCCAGAAAUAUUAACUGUAUGACCCAUAAACUCAUUGUUUACCCUUAACCACUUAGAUAUGUAUUUUGACGCAUUUGUGGUCCGUUAGAAAGUUACAUUAAAUUAAAGACCUUUCUUACAAGAUUCAUAUUUUAAAGGCUUCAUUUCAAACCCUUAGAUACUGAUGAACAGCAAACAGCAUAAAACCUUAACAGACUGCGAGUUACUCGCAGGCUUUUCUGGUCUUAUGCUGUUUUCACAUAGCCAUUUUCAAUUAGUUUCUGAGUGGGAAAGGUUAAGUUAACUGACUUACAGGCAAGAUUCCAAUUAAUUGAUUUUGUAAAUGAGGAAAUAAUAAAUAGUAUAACAUUUAACUCAUUAUUAUACAGCAGUUGAAAUGCCUACUAGCAUAAUAUGUUCAAAAAUUAAUUAUAUUUCUUUAAUUUAUAUUGAUAAACAUUAUGUCUUUGAUAGUUCUUUGUAUAGGAAAAAAAUAGGUAUUGUUUUUUAUGUGCUUCUAUCUGUGAUUUUAAUUGUUCAGUGGUUUCAGGAUCAACAAAUAUAUUUGGAUUAACAGAAUAGAAUCACCAUGUAGUUGCUGUACAUUUUGUUGUUAGCACUUCAAGUGUUUUAAUGUAAUAAAAAAUUCUUCAACAAUCACACUGUAGGAUCAUUUCAUAUACAUUAUAAUAUGAUUUUGUUUGCUUCAAAUUGACUUAUUGCAAACCACUAUGCAUUCAUGUAUUUGUGACUGUUAAUCAUUAGGUUUUGUUUCUUGUCUUUCUUUUCUUCUAUCAUGCUAAUUCACUACAUGUUCAGCAAAUAGCUUACAAAUACACAUGUAAAUAAAUAAAUGAUAAAAAGAUUAAAAA
Messenger RNA from Dreissena polymorpha, 9489 nucleotides. Its product is annotated as cyclic AMP-dependent transcription factor ATF-2-like. The transcript has 12 exons. Gene Ontology annotation, molecular function: DNA-binding transcription factor activity, RNA polymerase II-specific; cAMP response element binding. The record is from RefSeq and is a predicted model, not a curated record. Gene Ontology annotation, biological process: regulation of transcription by RNA polymerase II. The coding region runs from base 68 to 2269 and encodes 733 amino acids. NCBI's taxonomy places the organism in Eukaryota, Metazoa, Mollusca, Bivalvia, Myida, Dreissenidae.